Esox lucius (northern pike) is the source of this 2051-nucleotide messenger RNA. RefSeq names its product nuclear factor 7, brain-like. The record is from RefSeq and is a predicted model, not a curated record. Lineage: Eukaryota; Metazoa; Chordata; Actinopteri; Esociformes; Esocidae. Bases 170 to 1510 code for a protein of 446 amino acids. The transcript is spliced from 11 exons. Gene Ontology annotation, molecular function: protein binding.
CGGUUUCUUUACGCCCGCAGAAACAGAAACAGCCUCUCCGGAGUAAACAAGUAUAGAAAGUGAAAGUGCUUUGGACUGUUUUCAAAACAUUCUGUCUUUAGUAAUACAUUUCAUUAUGCGUGGGGCAGGCUAAGUGACUAAUUCAGUACUGGACAUUCAUGGAGAAAAAAUGAUAAAUAGGACUACAGAAAAAUGCAAUAUGGGAGACAGCAGAAGCUUCGGAGGCUUUGGCAAAUCUAAUGGAAAUAAAACCAUUCUCUUUGAUUGUUGUUCACAACCGUUCGCGAAACCUACUUUUAGCCAUAAUCAGGUGAUCACAAAACCACUGAAGAAAUGUUAUAUUACAUGUAGGAACUUUUUAAAGACAUCCCAUAAAUAUAUCACCUACCAAACAAUCCAGUCACCCUCUCUGGAGGCAUCUAAAGCCACAACCACCAAACUGGUCACAGGACUACAUAGGAUAUCAAAGUGUGAAAACCAUCUCACCACCAGUCAUGAGGAGGACUACAGCCUGGCAGAGUGUCAACAGUUCAUCCUGCAGUGGGCAGAGGAGUUGAGCAAGUUACCAAUGACAUCUGUGGAGCCAAACAAGAGUUCACCUUCUAAGCUUCAGAGUGCUUGCUGGGAGGAGUAUGAGGUGGAGAAGAGAACAUGCCCAAAAGAGGCUGAGAGAAGACUUGCUGAAGCUCAAGGCGUCGUCUCAAACUGGGCUGCCCAACUACAAUUACCACCACAGGACUCUGUGUGUCGAAGACAGGAUGUGUGUUCAGUCCUACAGGAUCUGGAGAGGCAGUGGAAGAGAGGGACACUUCCCAGCAUGCUCUCUGCCAUGGACUUCCUCAUCUGGGCUGUGCUGAAGGACCAGCCUGACGAGGGCUCCAUCCCGCAGCUGUGGCUGAAAUCCAAGCAGAGGUUCAAACACACAGCUUCCAUCACAGUGAUUCCUGGACCAUUAUGGGACUGGAUUGGCAAGGCAGCAGUUGACAUUCUCUUGGACCCUGAAUCGGCCCAUCCAGAUUUCCUAAUAUCUAAGGAUCAGAAACGUCUGAAAGUGGGUAAACCAGAAGAGAGUAGACAUGAUCCUAGACACAAAUACGGUUGCCGUGGCAACAAGUACAAUGGGUGGUGGUGCACCCUGGGAACAGAAGGCUUUACCACAGGUAGACAUUACUGGGAGGUGGGGGUUGAAGGGAAGAUGGACUGGAGGAUAGGGGUUGCUAGGGAGUCCGCCCCGAGAAACGGCUUCAUUAAUCUGAACACGACGACGGGUUACUGGACACUGAGAAUGCAGGUUGACGGGCUCAAGGCUCUGAAGGUCCCGGCGGUUGAUAUCAGGAACCCUGGGCGUCUCGGCAGGAUUGGGGUCUACCUCGACAUUGAGCAGGGGCAGCUCUCCUUUUAUGAUGCGGUGAGGCGCAGCCAUAUCUACACCUUCAAUGACACGUUUUCUGAAAAGGUGUAUCCAGUUUUUGGCACAGUUGAGACUGACCGAGAGCUUAUUAUAGUAUAGCUCAUAGGUAAAUAGAGAAUGAUGUUGAGGUGUUCCAGUCAACCAGUUGUCAAGUAUCAAGACCACCAUUAGUAAUCUGUUCAAUCAAAAUGUAAAAUUAUAGUAAGUAUACUUUUGAGAGCUGAACAUUUCUUGCCAGUAGUUGAGUAAUCAGAACUCAAUUAUGCUUGGCUUUCCAUGCAUUUCAAAACAGGGAAGUGGAUCACAGAAAAAGCAUAUAAAUGUGCAGCGGUUAUGAAGCCUUUCAAGGAUAUUAUGAGCAGGAUAUUAUGCUAGCAGUGCUAACACUGAUUUUCCUUUUCAAAAUAAAAGCCAUCAUUGAAAUAUAUACGGUAAUAUAGUUAACAUCACUAUGCACUUUGCACUAGCAAUUUUUGUUUUCCUGGCAUCUAUUCAAUAAAGUAAUCUUUAUUUUUUUCAUAGUUAACAUGGGAUUACCAAUGCAAUUCAAUGUAUUUGCUCACAAAGUUAUGAAAAUGUAAGAUGGUUUGUGUUCUUUUUUAUCCGUAAGCAAUAAAAAAUAUAUAAUUAUGCUUUUAAA